AAUACUGGUGCGCAAACCAAUCGUCUGACUAGCGAUGGUAUCAGCAGUCUUUUAAUGCACCUUUUGACUGCUUCUGAACUGGUUUCGAGCGAAUCAAAUGAAGCGGUCUCGCUCACUCCCAGUCUGGACGUCGGCCUCGACGUAGACGAUGUGGAAGUUGAGGAGAGUGAAGUAGACGCAGAAGCUGAGGUAGAUGAGGAUGGGGAAGUUGCUACCGCUGUUUCUACCACAUCUGGAAUGGAUCUAAGUAUCCUCAUUGAAACUGGUCAAGAAAAUCAGAAUCGUGCCUUCAGGACUACGGCUCUCGAUUCAAGCUUAAAUGCCCCCACCGGGCCCUCUGCUCAUUCAACUUCUUCAUCAACUUUAAAUACCCUCGCUCUCUCUUCUUCCAGACGCAGACAUUUGCCGAUUCGCACUCGACUCGGUCCUCCCGCCCACCGAACGGCAUCUGGCCUCCGAUCUUCCGCUGCGCGAUCUUGCCUGACUUCCUCUGUCGCCACCGGAUCUGUUUCAGGCACCUCGGCUCAGGCUUCUAGUGUAGUCGCCUCUACAGGGGCAGCAUCGAGAUCGGAUCCAGUCGCUACAUCUGACCGUACAACAGAAAGCUUACAUAGGGCCUCAGUUUUAACUUCUGUACUUGCUAGAGCCAUUGAUAGAGAAAGUUGGUUUAAUACUUCGCCUGGUUCGCUUGCACAAAGCACCUCCUGCGACUUCGCUGAUUCCAAUAUCGGAUCCUCGCCAAGCCUACUUUUGGGCGAUACCUCAAGGCCUCCAGCCACUGGUCUUUCUUCCACUCGAACAGCUCUCCUUAGCAGGGGUCUGGCCGCGGCGAUUGCAGCUGCCUCUACCUCUACUGCUUCUGGAGCGUCUUCCAGAGAUGGCGUUUUAUCCGACAAUGGAUCGGGCUCAUUUGAGUCCUUAGCCAAUUCUUUGACGGUUAAAUCACCCAUAUCAGGCUCUACAUACAAUUUAGACUCUGUAAUCACGGCUCCUGUCUCUGUUACUCAAGGUCUAGGGUCAAGUCCUCGACCUCUGCGCACUUCGGGCCUUACUCUGGACGAACUAAAAGCAUCAAUUGAUACUGCCCGUCAAGAGGAUAGUUGGGCCGGGCUCAUGCGAUUGAUUAGCUCGGUGUUCGGUUCCUUUGAGGCAUUGGCAAACAGCUUCCUUCUAUCACCAGAGUCAUUGGAGGAUGCCACUCAGCGAAACGAAGGCGAUAUAGAGAUUGAUGCUGCGGUGGAAUCGAGUCCGAGCAAGUCGAAAGUAGGUUCCACUUCCAGCCUUCAGAUGGUAAUUCACGAUCCGGAUGAUAGUAGUGUAUUCCGGCAGGUACGAUGGACUGAAGGAUUGUCUGGCGUAACUCAAAGGCACGGCGGAGAGGUGGGUAGCUCAAAGGGAAUCAAACAUGAACCUGAGGAGGGCACUACCACACAGCAUCUAGCCAAGCGUACUUCGUCUACCCUUUUCGUUUCAAGAACUGACAGUAAAGCACCAGAUUGUACCGGUACUUUAUUUAUUUCAUCGUAUGCUGCCUUUAUAUUUUAA
Protopolystoma xenopodis is the source of this 1545-nucleotide messenger RNA. NCBI's taxonomy places the organism in Eukaryota, Metazoa, Platyhelminthes, Monogenea, Polystomatidea, Polystomatidae. The record is from the annotation of a GenBank genome assembly.